This is a messenger RNA of Patiria miniata (bat star), 3046 nucleotides long. RefSeq lists its product as uncharacterized. NCBI's taxonomy places the organism in Eukaryota, Metazoa, Echinodermata, Asteroidea, Valvatida, Asterinidae. Bases 1 to 2880 code for a protein of 959 amino acids. The record is from RefSeq and is a predicted model, not a curated record. The transcript has 16 exons.
AUGGGUGGUUUGCUUGAAGCCCUGCUAGUUGCAUUCUUUCUUCAAGGAUACCACUUUGGGGAGGUCCAAUCGUCCCAUUACAGAGGGUUAACUAUAUCUUGGAAAGCAACUGAAUACGAGUCUCAGGUCGAUGUCGAGUGGCGCUUCUGGUACCACCACACGAGCCCGAAUAACGUAUGCGACAAUUCUUACAUUGCUGGUACAUUGAUCGACACGGGCGAGUACCUUGAAUGUGAGCAGUGCAGCCAGUCACGGAUAGCACGAAUCGAGUACCAAUGCACGGACCACAGUCUGGCUGAGGAAUGGCAGACGGGCGUGGGUCACACCAGGUUCACCAUAGAACCAGGGUUGACUACAUUCGACAUCAGAUAUUCCGGCUGUUGUUGGCUACCGCUUGGCAAUGCGGGGAAAGUCUACAGCGCCCAGGCUCAUGUGGAUUUGACGCCUCAUGACGGGGUCAUUAACUCAUCGCCUGUUACAUCAUGGGUGCCCGUCGUCCGCAUUCAGCAGGGAUGCAAGGAUACUCUACGCAUUCCAGUUGUGGAUCCCGACGGAGAUGUUGUCAAGUGUCGUUGGCCUUCGAGUUCUGCGGAAGGGGGAAGUGUCACUCCAAUGAAAAAUGCCAUUCUGGAUCAGAGCAACUGUGUCUUAUCCAUCAAUGCAAUUGAUGACUCAGGAUGGUAUGCCAUCGCCCUUAUCAUCGAAGACUUCACCACGCAAGCCUCGCCCACUGCCAAGAGCAAAGUUCCUUUACAAUUCCUGGUUAACAUCUAUGUCGGAGACACUUUGACCUGCGCCCCAUUGCCGAGGCUUGACGACCGAUUCUCGCCUACGCCGACACACAGUCAAUGCUACAAUCUAGUGCCUGGGGCGACUACGUUCAAAUUUGAAAUUGGCGUGUUUGAAGCCGAUGCUCCUAUAACUGCUCUCGAAACAACCUCACCCGUUGGUAUGAAAACAACACCAGUGAUAUCAUCUGACAAUGGCUCUGUUGACCGUCUCUUUGUGUCAAAGUGGAUACCAGACACAAGCCAAAUAGGACCUCAUAUAAUGUGCUUCAAUGCCUUGGACUCAAAUGGCCAGAGAAGUGAGGUGAAGUGUGUAAUUCUUCUUGUAGGAGAUGUCCUGCAAGCUGAGCAGGGGUGGUAUGAAUCCCAACAAGGGGAAGAGUACGUUCUCCUGAAUGAGGGUGUUGUAUCCGAACCAAGGUCUUGUUCCCUCCCUUCAGCAGCUCUAAAUAACCCUAACAUCUUGCGAGCACGGGAUCGUUCUCUGCAUAUUGCUAUAUCCCCUCCUGUCGUCGUUGAGGCCUGGACUAAUGCUACAGUCAACUUGCCCGGUUACAUCCUGAUCUGGAAUUUCAGGUUUGAUCAAGAUGUGAGUAUACUAGGCACCGAGAUAACCAAGGCCUCAAGCUUCAGAAAGCCUUAUGCUAAGUUCUACUACAGCAACGGGAAGUGGCAACUAUCAAUUCCUACCUGGCUUCCUUACAACAUCAGAUACCCAGCUCCAGACACGCUGCAAGUUUUGGUACGGCCCUACGUCGGCUCUCUUUUCCCGCCCAUAGGACAGGCACACUAUGUCCUACUUGAUGGAGGUGCAGUAAAUGGACCAGGACCAUGCCAUUUACCAUCUGCUGCUGUUAGUGAUCCAUACCUUUGCAGAGCCGUGUAUGGGACUCUGCCAAGUGCCACUGAUGAGACCUCAAUAUAUACCACUCCGCUGCUUGAGGAUUGGACCACAUCACCGCAAUCUGACAGCUCCGUCCAAAAGCCUACACAACUCACGACAGAGGAGACUGGUGGGCCUGCACAUCCACCAGGUAUGACCCAGCCACUCCUCUCGCCUUCAGUGGACUGUUCUGAUUCUGGCAUGAUGGUCUUCAUCCCCCGCUCUGUGAUUGGUGAUGCCCUGGCGUCUCAUUUGCAUUUGUUGGACCCGGCGUGCGUCGGUAGUCAUCAUAACGCCACCCACGUUAAGAUUGGAACAACCUACGACCGAUGUGGAACUUUCAUGGAGGUUCGUGGAGACAGCGUCCUUUUUUUCAACGUCAUCCACGAUGAGGCUGUCCCUGUGGAACCAGGCAGUGUUAUAACCCGAGACCGAGAUAUCGAGAUUCCAGUCCAGUGCAUCAUGGACUUAGAAGGGAUUGCUGAAAUAAGUUUCCGUCCGGAUACCUCCAAGAUCACAUUCCGCGAGGAUGGCUUCGGCUCCUUCAACUUCUCCCUCAGACUUUACCAUGGCAACGAUUACACCACGCCCUACCAGCCUGCUGACUACCCCGUCGACGUCGCGAUGGGUAACAAGCUCUACUUCGAGGCUCGUACUUGGAGCGAGCCUGGACUGGAGCUGUUUUUGCAGACGUGUCGCGCCACGCCUACCUCCAACCCAGACGACUUCCACCGUUACACUUUCAUCCAAGAUGGAUGCAUUGAAGACAACACAGUGGUAUUCCAUCCAUCAGAUGACCCGGACAUUGACCGUUUUGAGAUUGAUGCCUUUGCAUUCGUAGAUGCCCUACCCCAGCCGGUGGUGUACGUUCAUUGUGACAUGGUUCUGUGUAACUCCACUGAUGCAUACUCGCGCUGUGCCAUCGGAUGUCCAACUAGAAGCAUCAACUUACUCCCCGGUGUGCACAGACGCCAUGCCAGAUCUGCGUCUGGUUCCCGCGCUUAUGCCAUCACGCAGGGACCCAUAUCUGUGAUGGAGGAUGGGGAGGAAGAAGGAAGUGAGCUGUCGUCUGUUCAGCUGCCAAUCCUUCUGACAACUGUCUGCCUAUUGGUUGGCUGCGUGCUGGUACUCGGCACACUGAUUGUCGUGAUGCGUAAACGCACCCAACGCCUUCAAUUGUACUCGCCACUGGCCACUGAAGAAAACUAGUUACAGGAACUGUCUACUAGCCUGAGUUCAUCAAAGGAAAUCAUUUAUCCAUAUUUCUCAAUUAUAUUUGAAGAAGAUUUAAGAGAAAUUCAGAACAAUUUAAGUAAACGUUUAUUAUGCUGUUAGGCAUGGGUGAUAUUCAAUAGAAUUUUUUUGUAAUGCAGCA